This is a messenger RNA of Micromonas pusilla CCMP1545, 807 nucleotides long. RefSeq names its product ATP-binding cassette superfamily. The transcript has a single exon. The annotation marks the transcript as partial. Lineage: Eukaryota; Viridiplantae; Chlorophyta; Mamiellophyceae; Mamiellales; Mamiellaceae. Gene Ontology annotation, molecular function: ATP hydrolysis activity; ATP binding. The record is from RefSeq and is a predicted model, not a curated record.
GAAGUCCUGAUCGAACUCAAGAACGUGAAGAAGAAAUUUGGCAAAAAGGUUGUCCUCGACGGCGCGAGCUUUAAGAUCCGUCGAGGCGAGGCGGUCGGGAUCAUAGGAUCGUCCGGAACGGGGAAGAGCACGAUAUUGAGGAUCAUGGCCGGCUUACUAGCGCCGGACGAGGGCGAGGUGAUGAUACGGGGAAGGCCGCGCGCCGGGCUGUUAUCGGACGAGAAGAAUCCAAAUCUGAAAGUAGGCAUGGUGUUUCAGUCCGCGGCGCUGUUCGACUCCCUGACCGUGGGCGAGAAUGUCGGGUUCAAGCUGUACGAGCACAGCGAUUUGCCGGAGGAGGACAUCAAGAAGCUGAUAGACGAGUCCCUGAACCAGGUCGGGUUAGCCGGCGUCCAGGACCGAUACCCCGCGCAGUUGAGCGGCGGGAUGAAGAAACGCGCCGCGCUCGCGAGGGCGAUCAUCAAAGAGGACGUCUCGGACAUCAAAGACGACGCCCUCGAGGAAGUCGUGAUGUACGACGAGCCGACCGCGGGUUUAGACCCGGUUGCGAGCACGGUCGUGGAGGACUUGAUGAGAAACUUGCACACCGGGACGAAGAAAAAAUCCGGGAGCGAUCGCGGCGGCGUCGCGUCUUACAUCGUCGUGACGCACCAGCACAGCACGAUACGACGCGCGGUGGACAGGCUGAUCUUCUUACACGGUGGGAAGGUCGUGUGGGAGGGGAGCUCCGAGGAGUUCGACACGACGGACGAGCCGAUUGUUCGCCAGUUCGCGACGGGGGCGCUGAAAGGGCCGAUCGUGUAUUGA